AUGAUAGGACAAAGUAUGAACGGGUAUAAAAAAGAGGGAAAGUCGAUGAAUACACCUCAGUCAACUGGCAGAAACCGAGACAGACAAAUCAGCAAGGCUGCAGUACUGAACAGAACAAUGAAGUUGUUGGUCUUGGCUUUGACCGUCACCCUGCUGUUUACAGCUGGUGAAGCCCUGAACUGCCACCGGUGUAUCCCCAAAAAGGCUGGAGGAACCUGUGAGCUCACUGUGGAGACCUGUAAACCAGAGAAGGAUGGCUGUGCUGCUGCCAGGUUCCUCAGAGAACCAAAUGGCCAUUUCCAGAAAUGCAUGGCUCUGUCAGACUGUGAAAUGCUGAAGAUGAACGCCUACAUUGAUAUAAAGUGCUGUAGCAACGACAUGUGCAACACCUUAGAAAAUUCAAUAUAAAAAGAGCAAGGCACUGAAAACCUGCUGCAGACUGCGGUACUGUGAACGCAUGUAGGAAUUCAAAGCAGCUACUCUUUAAAACAGCUAAAUUUGCUCUGUCAACUCUUUACCUGGACAAAUAAAAAAGAGCCUGUUCUCA
Molecule: messenger RNA, 547 nt
Organism: Siniperca chuatsi (mandarin fish)
Lineage: Eukaryota; Metazoa; Chordata; Actinopteri; Centrarchiformes; Sinipercidae
Gene: ly97.3
Product: lymphocyte antigen 97, tandem duplicate 3
Exons: 4
Coding region: 1-408 (135 amino acids)
Source: RefSeq, a predicted model, not a curated record